UGACGGUCAUGAGGGUUUUCUGCCCCUCUCUGCUCUCCAGCACACUGAGCAGUGAAAUAGCAGAGGUCCGAGGAGCCAGUCUUUUUGAGAAGCCAUCCCAACCAGAGGAACUGUUCCCUGCAAUCUAAUUAUCCAAUUUGCUGGAUGCUGUGCAAUCAUACAGACGGGAUGCCUCGUGGAGACUUCAACAUUUAUUUUGCCAACAGCAGACGAGGAUAUGUCAGAGCUGAGGAGGCAGUGGGCAUAGUUCUGCUGGUGGUCAUCCUGGCAGCUCUCCUCAUCAUGGGCUGCUGGUACUUCAAGAAGAGGAGUGGCUACAAAAUGAUCAGGAACCCUAGAUCGGGGUCAGCCGGUUACACAGGAGGCCAGUACUCAGAGGCAGGACCUUCAGCAGAAAAUAAGAUGGCUCUAACUGACUUUGGCAGCUUCAGACCUGCGGUUCCUAAUGCUCCCCCAGCCUACGAAAAGAUUUCCUCAGGGCCACUGCCCCCUCCCUAUUCCCCCUAAAGGACUUCCGUUGAAGAUGGACGGAUGUCUGAAAAAGAAAGGAAAACACUGAAGAACAAACACUUUACUUCAUCUGUUGUUUUAUGAUAUAUAAUCUGUCUGUCAAUAUGCAUUGUAGCUAAAUAUACCAACAGGUCCAAGUAUUGUAUCCCUCACUUUGUAAAAUUAUCCAAAUGAACAAUUAAAUGUAUAUAAUGUAGGUUGUUUCAAC
Morone saxatilis (striped sea-bass) is the source of this 718-nucleotide messenger RNA. It is a transcript of the gene mlana, whose product is annotated as melan-A. The record is from RefSeq and is a predicted model, not a curated record. The coding region runs from base 145 to 507 and encodes 120 amino acids. Lineage: Eukaryota; Metazoa; Chordata; Actinopteri; Moronidae. Gene Ontology annotation, cellular component: melanosome. The transcript is spliced from 5 exons.